Drosophila ananassae is the source of this 720-nucleotide messenger RNA. Its product is annotated as pyruvate dehydrogenase E1 component subunit beta-like. Gene Ontology annotation, biological process: pyruvate decarboxylation to acetyl-CoA. Lineage: Eukaryota; Metazoa; Arthropoda; Insecta; Diptera; Drosophilidae. Gene Ontology annotation, molecular function: pyruvate dehydrogenase (acetyl-transferring) activity. The record is from RefSeq and is a predicted model, not a curated record. The transcript has a single exon. The annotation marks the transcript as partial.
UAAAUGGCAACCUUAAGUGUAAGAGAAGCUUUAUGCACAGCAAUUAGAGAAGAAAUGCAAAACGACUCUGAUGUGCUUAUCAUGGGUGAAGAAGUUGCAGAGUAUGAUGGUGCUUAUAAAGUAACGAAAGGAUUACUGAAAGAGUUUGGAGAAAACAGAGUAGUUGAUACGCCUAUUACCGAACAUGGAUUUGCUGGCCUUGCUGUUGGAGCGGCAUUUGCUGGAUUAAAGCCAAUAGUCGAGUUUAUGACUUUUAAUUUUUCUAUGCAAGCUAUUGACCAAAUUGUGAAUUCCGCAGCAAAAACAAAUUAUAUGUCAGGCGGACAACUUGGAUGCCCUAUAGUAUUUCGUGGACCAAAUGGCGCUGCAGCAAGAGUUGCUGCACAACAUUCUCAAUGCUUUGCAGCUUGGUAUUCGCAUAUACCGGGGUUAAAAGUAAUAGCACCCUAUUUUGCCUCAGAUUGCAGAGGUCUGCUUAAAGCUGCAAUUCGUGACCCUAAUCCGGUAAUAUUUCUAGAAAACGAAAUAGCUUAUGGACAUGAGCAUGAAGUUUCUGACUCUGAGCUAUCAAACAAAGAUUAUCUACUUGAGAUAGGCAAAGCUGCUGUUAUACGGGAAGGAAAGGAUGUAACUAUCACUGCUUUUUCAUUAAAAUUAAUGGAUGCCUUAAAUGCAGCAGAUUUACUUUCGAGUGAAGGUAUAGAAGCUGAAGUUAUUGAC